GGCCGGGCGGCGUGUGCCGGUCCUGCUGCUCUCUGGCGUCGUAAUUAAGUGGAAAAGGGAAGGGAUAGAAAAGGGAACUGAUUUAAAAUAGCCCCCGAUCCCUCCGGGGGCCGGUUCCCUGUCGGUGCCAGUGCGGGGGGGCAGCGGGGCUCUGGUGCAGCCGCAGCCCGGGGGGCUUGGCCGCGAGAGGGGCGGGGGUCGCUGCCCUCGCUGCUCCCCUCGCCCGGGCUUGGGGCUUUUUUUGUGGGGAAGGGGCAGGAUGAGCUUGCGGAGUUUCGCUGGAAUUUCUCCUUCCUUUCUGAGGCGCUGCCGCUGCUGAAGCAGAUUUUUCCUUCCUCUCUUUUUUUUUUUUUUUUUUCUGAUGCAGAAUCCCAGUAGCUAGGCAGCCUCCCUCUUUUCUUUCCUUCCUUCCUUCCUUCCUUCCUUCCUUCCUUCCACCCCUUCGCUAUGUAGGAAGGGAGAGGCAUCAAUGGAAAGGCUGAAAUACGCGUAGAUGGACUUUCGGAUGCAUUUUUUCUUGAAAGAGGAAGAUAAAUCCCGCUUGCCAGUGCACUGACUUUUGUUGCUGUUGCAUCCCUUGGUAAAAAUGGGGUUCACUCACUCCAGCUGAAUCCUUGGAGCAUUCCAGAGAGUUGCUGCAGUGAAGGACUUAUCUUUAUUUUUUGUAUCAGAGGAGCUGCAUUGAUGUUAACCAUUUUUUUGUAAAAUGGAGAACGAGAUCUUCACACCCCUUCUGGAGCAGUUCAUGUCGAGCCCUCUUGUCACCUGGGUGAAGACAUUCGGACCUCUGGCUGGAGGAAAUGGGACCAACCUGGAGGAAUAUGUGGCGCUGGUGGAUGGAGUGUAUCUGAACGAAGUCAUGCUGCAAAUCAAUCCAAAGUCUGCUAAUCAGAGGAUAAACAAAAAAGUAAACAAUGAUGCAUCAUUAAGGAUUCAAAAUUUGUCCAUUUUGGUGAAACAAAUUAAAACUUACUAUCAGGAGACUUUGCAGCAGUUGAUCAUGAUGUCUUUGCCAAAUGUGCUAAUAAUUGGCAAAAAUCCUUUUUCUGAGCCAGGUACUGAAGAAGUAAAAAAGCUUCUCCUCCUUUUGCUUGGUUGUGCAGUUCAGUGUCAGAAAAAAGAAGAAUUUAUUGAAAGAAUCCAAAGUCUGGAUUUUGAUACCAGAGCAGCUGUUGCAGCCCAUAUUCAGGAGGUAACUCAUAAUCAGGAAAAUGUGUUUGACCUGCAGUGGAUGGAUGUCAUUGUGCUGACACAAGAGUAUGUUGAGCCUCUCCUGAAAAAUAUGGCAUUGCAUUUAAAAAGACUUAUAGAUGAAAGAGAUGAGCACUCAGAGACCAUCAUCGAGCUGUCGGAGGAGCGGGACUGUCUCCGUUUCCUGCCGCACGCGUCGGCGGCGCAGUCCCCGUGCGGCUCCCCCGGCAUGAAGCGCACCGAGAGCCGGCAGCACCUGAGCGUGGAGCUCGCCGACGCCAAGGCCAAGAUCAGGAGGCUUCGGCAGGAGCUUGAGGAAAAGACUGAGCAGCUGCUUGACUGUAAACAAGAACUGGAACAGAUGGAAUCUGAACUGAAGAGACUUCAGCAAGAGAACAUGAACCUGCUGUCGGACGCCCGCUCUGCCAGGGUGUACCGGGACGAGCUGGACGCGCUCCGGGAAAAGGCGAUCCGCGUGGACAAGCUGGAGAGCGAAGUCAGCCGCUACAAAGAGAGGCUCCAUGACAUUGAGUUCUACAAAGCCAGGGUGGAGGAGUUAAAGGAAGACAAUCAAGUGUUGCUGGAAACCAAGACAAUGUUGGAAGAUCAGUUAGAGGGAACCCGAGCCCGUUCAGACAAACUGCACGAGUUAGAAAAAGAGAAUUUACAGCUAAAAGCUAAACUGCAUGAUAUGGAGAUGGAGCGUGAUAUGGACAGAAAGAAAAUUGAGGAGCUCAUGGAGGAAAAUAUGACCCUAGAAAUGGCUCAGAAACAAAGUAUGGAUGAGUCUCUGCAUCUUGGCUGGGAGCUGGAGCAGAUAAACAGGACUACUGAACUUUCUGAAGUGCCCCAGAAAUCCCUGGGCCAUGAGGUGAAUGAGCUGACAUCCAGCAGGUUACUGAAGCUGGAAAUGGAAAACCAAAGUUUGCUGAAGACAGUGGAAGAGCUGCAGAGUGCAGUGGGAUCUGUGGAAGGCAGCAGUUCAAGGAUUCUGAAAAUGGAAAAAGAAAACCAAAGACUUAGCAAGAAGCUUGAAGAGCUGGAGAAUGAAAUUAGCCAAGAGAAACAAAGUCUUCAGAACAGUCAAAAUCAGAGUAAAGAUUUGAUGAAAGAAAAAGCACAGCUUGAAAAGACACUUGAAGCACUUCGAGAGAACUCCGAGCGACAAAUUAAACUCUUAGAACAAGAAAAUGAACACUUGAAUCAAACUGUGGCUUCUCUAAGGCAGCGCUCGCAAAUCAGUGCUGAGGCGAGAAUGAAAGAAAUUGAGAAGGAAAAUAAAAUCCUCCAUGAGUCUAUCAAAGAGACCAGCAGUAAGUUAAAUAAGAUGGAAUUUGAAAAAAAACAAGUCAGGAAAGAACUGGAGCACUACAAAGAGAAAGGAGAGAGGGCAGAAGAAUUAGAGAACGAGCUGCAUCGUCUGGAGAAGGAAAAUGAGUUAUUACAGAAGAAAAUCACCAACCUAAAAAUCACUUGUGAGAAAAUCGAGGCCUUAGAACAUGAGAACUCUGACCUGGAGACAGAGAACAGAAAGCUGAAAAAAACCUUGGAUAGCCUGAAAAACCUCACUUUUCAAUUGGAAUCCUUAGAAAAGGAGAAUUCCCAACUCGACGAAGAAAAUUUAGAGUUACGGAGGACAAUUGAGUCCUUGAAGUGUACAAGCAUUAAAGUGGCACAGUUACAAUUAGAAAAUAAGGAGCUGGAGAGUGAAAAGGAGCAGCUCAAAAAAAGCCUUGAGCUGAUGAAAGCCUCUUUUAAGAAGACUGAACGCUUGGAAGUCAGUUACCAAGGCCUGGACACGGAAAACCAAAGGCUUCAGAAAGCCCUGGAAAACAGCAAUAAGAAGAUUCAGCAAUUAGAGAGCGAAUUACAAGAUUUAGAGACUGAAAAUCAGACCCUGCAAAAGAACUUGGAAGAGUUAAAAAUCUCUAGUAAGCGCCUGGAGCAGUUGGAAAAGGAGAACAAGUUGUUAGAACAAGAGACUUCUCAACUGGAAAAGGAUAAGAAACAGCUGGAAAAGGAAAAUAAAAGGCUUCGACAGCAAGCAGAAAUUAAAGAUAGUACCUUAGAAGAAAAUAAUGUCAAAAUCAGUAAUCUGGAAAGGGAAAAUAAAUCUUUAUUUAAAGAAAUUGUUGUAUAUAAAGAGUCGUGUCUGCGCCUGAAAGAGCUGGAAAAGGAAAACAAAGAACUGGUGAAAAGAGCUACCAUUGAUAAGAAAACCCUGGUCACUUUGAGAGAGGACUUGGUGAAUGAGAAAUUGAAGACUCAACAGAUGAACAAUGAUCUAGAGAAACUGGCCCACGAGCUUGAAAAAAUUGGCUUGAACAAGGAGCGUCUCCUGCACGAUGAGCAGAGCAGCGAUGACAGGUACAAACUUUUGGAGUCCAAAUUAGAAUCCACGCUCAAGAAGUCUUUGGAAAUAAAAGAAGAAAAAUUGGAAAUAAAAGAAGAAAAAAUUGCUGCUUUGGAGGCUCGUUUGGAAGAAUCAACAAAUCUAAACCAGCAGCUGCGUCAGGAACUGAAAACAGUAAAGAAGAACUAUGAAGCUCUCAAGCAAAGGCAAGAAGAGGAAAGGAUGGUUCAGAAUUCUCCUCCAAGAAGUGGAGAAGAAAAUCAGUCUGUCAAUAAGUGGGAGAAAGAAAAUCAGGAGACUACUAGAGAAUUAUUGAAAGUUAAAGAUAGAUUAAUCGAGGUGGAGAGGAAUAACGCGACGCUGCAGGCGGAGAAGCAGGCGCUGAAAACGCAGCUCAAGCAGCUGGAGACACAGAACAACAACCUGCAGGCCCAGAUCCUGGCCCUGCAGAGACAGACUGUGUCCCUGCAGGAGCAAAACACAACUCUGCAAACUCAGAAUGCCAAGCUGCAGGUGGAGAACUCCACGCUCAACUCCCAGAGCACGUCCCUGAUGAACCAGAACGCGCAGCUGCUGAUCCAGCAGUCGGCCCUGGAGAACGAGAACGAGGCGGUGCUGAAGGAGCGCGAGGACCUGAAGGGGCUCUACGAGGCUCUGCUCAAGGACCACGAGCGCCUGGAGCAGCUGCACGAGCGCCAGGCCGCCGAGUACGAGUCGCUCAUCGCCAAGCACGGCAGCCUCAAGUCCGCGCACAAAAACCUGGAGGUGGAGCACAAGGACUUGGAGGACAGGUACAAUCAGUUGCUGAAACAGAAAGUGCAGCUGGAAGAACUGGAGAAGGUUCUCAAGACAGAGCAGGAUAAAAUGCUGCAGCAAAGUGAGAAACAUGAAACUGUGGCAGCAGAAUAUAAAAAACUUCGGGAUGAAAAUGAAAGGCUCACUCACACAUACAAUCAGCUCCUGAGGGAGAAUGAAGUGCUCCAAACUGACCACAAGAAUCUGAAAACAUUAUUGAACAAUUCCAAACUGGAACAAACACGGUUGGAAGCUGAGUUUUCCAAACUCAAAGAACAGUACCAGCAAUUGGAUAUUACAUCAACAAAGCUAAAUAAUCAGUGUGAGCUGCUCAGCCAACUUAAAGGAAACCUGGAGGAGGAGAACAGACACCUGCUGGAUCAAAUCCAGACCUUAAUGCUGCAGAACAGGACAUUACUGGAGCAGAACAUGGAAAGCAAGGAUCUCUUUCACGUAGAGCAAAGGCAGUACAUUGACAAACUGAAUGAACUGAGGCGGCAGAAGGAGAAACUGGAGGAGAAGAUAAUGGAUCAGUAUAAAUUUUACGAGCCAUCUCCACCGAGAAGAAGGGGCAACUGGAUCACCCUGAAGAUGAGGAAGCUGAUCAAGUCCAAGAAGGACGGGAACCGCGAGCGCCUCAAGUCGGUGACGCUGACGCCCACGCGCUCCGAGUCCAGCGAGGGAUUCCUGCAGCUGCCCCACCAGGACAGCCAGGACAGCUCCUCCGUGGGCUCCAACUCCCUGGAGGAUGGGCAGACCCUGGGCACCAAAAAGAGUAGUAUGGGUGCACUGAAAAGACUGCCCUUUUUGAGGAACAGACCGAAGGAAAAAGACAAAAUGAAGGCCUUCUACCGUCGCUCCAUGUCCAUGAAUGACCUGGUGCAGUCCAUGGUCCUGGCAGGAGGACAAUGGACAGGUAGUUCUGAGCAUCUGGAGGGUCCUGAUGAUAUAUCCACGGGUAAAAGGAGGAAGGAAUUGGGAGCUAUGGCCUUCUCUACUACAGCUAUCAACUUUGCCACUGUCAACUCCUCCACAGGCUUCAGAUCCAAGCAGUUGCUAAAUAAUAAAGAUACUACAUCCUUUGAAGAUGUAAGUCCACAAGGUAUUAGUGAUGAUUCUAGUACAGGAUCGAGAGUUCAUGCUUCCAGACCAGCCAGCCUUGAUAGUGGCAGGACAUCCACUAGCAAUAGCAAUAACAAUGCUUCACUCCAUGAAGUCAAAGCAGGUGCAGUGAACAGCCAGAGCAGGCCCCAGAGCCACAGCAGUGGGGAGUUCAGCCUGCUCCACGAGCACGAGGCCUGGUCCAGCAGCAGCAGCAGCCCCAUCCAGUACCUGAAGGGACACACCAGGUCCAGCCCCGUGCUCCAGCACAGGACGCCCGAGGCGCCGGAGAGUCGCGGCAAACAGACCAAAACGGGCUCCCCUGGCAGUGAAGUUGUCACCCUGCAGCAGUUCCUGGAGGAGAGCAACAAGAGUAACUCCAGUGAGAUGAAAUCUGCAAGCGAAGAGAACCUUUUAGAUGAAGUGAUGAGAAGCUUGUCGGAGUCUGCGGAGCUGGCAGGGAGGGAGAAGCUCCGAAAGCAGCCAGCGGCUGGCUGUGGCAUCGUGAGAUCCCUGAGUGUCAGGAACACGGUUGAUUUCUCAGAUGGACGAUCCCUCAAACCAGAACAGCUGGUAAGGCCCAGCCUCCGGAAGAACGAAGAUCUCUACUUCAGUAGCUCUCCAAUCAAAUUCACCCCCGGCGCCCAGGGCAAGGCCCGGUCCGUGAAAGAAAAGAUCCAAGCGACUGUGACCCAGCGACAAUCCAGGGACUGCAACCCCUACGCCACCUUACCUCGUGCCAGCAGCGUCAUUUCCACGGCAGAAGGAACCACCCGAAGGACAAGCAUCCAUGAUUUUUUGUCUAAGGACAGUAGGCCGCCCGUGUCCGUGGAUGCAGCCCCGGCUGACAGGAGCGCUCCGCCCGGCUCCAAUGUGGAAGCUAUCCCAGAAAGCAGAAAUUCAAAAAGCAGGUCUAGGGAGCAACAAAGCUCCUAAUUCUAUUACCCACUACCUGAGCUGUGGGCCAAGUGAGAGAAAAGUGUCCUUCAGUAUCUCAGUGUGAAGCCUUUAUAUCUGAAGUAACAAGACAGCGGCUGUAGGAAUCAUUAAUAAAAAUUAAGGGAAUUUUUUACAUUCUUCGUGACUAGAGCAGGCAAGAAAUAAAAACCUACCUACCUUCCUUCCUUCCUUGAAUCAAGGAGCUCUACUGGAGUCUGCUGCCGAAAAUGUGUAGAUGGUCUUAGGAAUUAUUGCACAUUGCACUGUUAAGAUCUACUGAAUAAAGGACAGUUCUCAUCUCCCUAAGGACCAAGGAUUUUAAGGUCUCAAGAAUUACUCCAGGGAAAAAAAAAACAAAACAAAACAAAACUUCUUUCAUCUUCUGUUUUUGAAAUUAGCCACUGAUUUGCUUAAGCUUCUGCUAAUAAUUAGCCAAAAACCCCCAAAACUAGCAGUUUCUAUUUCCGUCUGUAAAUCUAAAGGAAAUGCUGUAGAGUUUUGUUCAAAUGGACUGUAUAUACAGAUACAAAAACCUCACAGCUACUGGCACUUCACUGCCUUAUUUGGUUAGCAUAAUCUGCAUGAAAUUGCUCUUAAGAAAGUUUAUGCUGAUUUUUGUUGCGUACUGCAAGAGAAAAAUUUGUUUACAUCCAUGGAAAAGCUUGGUAACUAACAGAAGUGGGAGUCAUGGGAUAAUGGUGUCAUAGAGACAUUGUUUGUCCUUUGUGUUUUUCACAUUCCCGAGUUACUCUGCAUAUGUAUGUUCAGAUGUUUCUGACAGGAAACUGUCGGGUAUGGUUUUUCUAUAACUUUUAUUUUAAUAUAAGGCUGUUUUCCACAAAUGCCAUUUCCAGGAUAAGACUGUCUUACAAUGUUUGUGUAUUGACUAAUUUUUUUUUUAAUUUUUUUUUUUUUUUUUUCUCUUUGUCUUUUGUCAUGAGCUAAUUGUGGCUUAGGAGGUUUCUUGAUGGCAAAAAGAAAUGUAAAUAAUAUCAUAUGCAUUUUACAAUCAGUUCCCUUUAAGGUUAUCUUUUACUAGACACAUUUUGUUCAUUAUUGAUUUAUAUUAAAGUCAACAAAUGUUAUUGGUACGUUUGGUGGUUGCAUAUAUUUGUCUGGAAAGAUUUGCAGUGAGCUCAGAGGAAGUGGACAGGAACUGAGACCCAAAACGAGUGAUUUUAUUUUAUUAAAGCCAGUAAGCACAUUCCUGUAAAGGAAUUAAUGUAAAGGGUUGAGUUCCCUGUGUCACCUCUGUCCAUCAGGCAGGUGCACAAUGUCACCUGCAGCUUCCUCAGCAAAGGUGAGCCCUGCUGCUGAAGGCAGUUCCACAGAUUGGAAAGCUUGAAAAAGCUUUCCCAAAAGGGGAAAAUGGAGGUGUGCGCAAUAAGCUUUAGAAAAGGACAUUUUCUGUUUCUUUUCUUUGAAAUGAGUUUCUUCUGAAUGUUUCUUCAUGAUAAAAUGGGCUAAAAGAUCUAUACCGAGGGCGUGGUGGGUAUGACAGACAAUUCAAAUGCCAUAAAAAUGAGGCAAAUCUCUCUUAACUCUGAAUGACAGCGUGUUCAAGCUCAUUUCAGGGCCUGUGCCUGGGUUCUCCUCUCUCUCUGCUGACAGAGGACUGCAGCUCAAAGCCCCCAUCCAGAACCGUUUGUUACUGUUCCAGUGCGUGGCUUGAACCGAGAGAUUGGAAGUGCAGUGCCAAAUGCUGCCCGGACCCGAGCUGGUGGCUGUGUCUGGGGACGCUGUGGUGGCUCUGGCACACACUCCUGUGUGUGGAGCGCUGCUGGGCACACAUUACUGCCCUCCCCACAGCUGCCUGUGUCCUUUCCAUCACCCAGGGAUCCCUUCCCCUGCCCCUGACCAGCUCAGCCCUUCUCAAGCUGCCCGCUUGGCUUUGCACAGAGGUUCCGUGCGGCGCUCGAGUGGCUCUCUGUGCUCUGCUGCUUCCCCCUCUUCUUCCUUUCUCAGUCUUCCCAGUCUGUGCAUUAAAGGGAAGGAAAAAAGCAAAUUGAACUUGGGAGCUGCUCAGUUCCAGGGAUGCACAUGGCAGCUGUGGCCCCAUGGACACAGGAGCACACAAACCCCCUUUGUACCCCAGGAAUCCCAAACCCAGCACUGCCAGUUCCAGGUUACAAAGGAGGUUCUCAUGCCAUACAAUGGCUGUGUUCUAUUUACUUUUCUGAUAGUCUCUGAGGAUUUAGUAACAUUCCCAACACUUAUGAUUAUUAUUAUUAUUAUUAUUAUUAUUUCUAAAUUUUGUCCAGGACAUGAUGCAGCCUAACAAAGGAGCUCAUGUGUGAUUUUUAGGGGUAGCUGAUGAUGUAUAUGUAAAUAAUGCUUUGAUAUUAAUAAAACUGCCUUAAAGGAAUGUACCGAGGUGUGAAACAGAACUUAAAAAGCUCUUAUUUAAAACUGUAAUUUCCUUUACAUAUUAAUUUUUUUAAUGUUUGCCAUUGUAUACAUUUAUUAAUGAUGUUAUUAAAAUGCCAAACCAAAUAAUUUUUAUUCUUAUUUUGUGUGUGUAUAUUUAUACACACUUUUUCUGGAAACUGAUGUUACUGGAAGGGUAUUGGUGUCGUGGUGAUGUGUGCAGUGAUUAUUUCUUCUGGAAGGAAACUGAUAAAACUGUAGCAGAA
Cyanistes caeruleus (blue tit) is the source of this 9012-nucleotide messenger RNA. NCBI's taxonomy places the organism in Eukaryota, Metazoa, Chordata, Aves, Passeriformes, Paridae. The record is from RefSeq and is a predicted model, not a curated record.